AUGUUAGCGAUUAGCCAUUUUAUAAUAUUGGUACUAUGCUUCAUGAACUUCAUUGAUGCUGCUCCAGCUCCAGCUAUUGUUACAGUUUGGCAAACAAUAACUUCAAAUAUAGUCACACCAACUGCACCAACCACAACACCAGUAGCAUUAGCAGCUCAACAACCAAGUACACCAACAACUGCUGCUUCAACUCCAUCUUCAACAGGAAGUUUCUGGGAUACCUUAAUUGAUAGUCUUGGUUCAGCUUCCACAUCACCAAGUUCUGGAUCAAACUCAUUCUCAAGUUGGCUUAAUGGACUUUUGAAUGGCAAUUCUGGAUCAUCUACAUCAAAUACUCCUGCAACUACAUCAUCUUCAUCUUCAACUGGUUCAUCAUUUUGGGAUCAAUUACAAAACUUGUUUGCAGGUACUUCUCAAUCUCAACCAGCUGCAUCUACUCCAUCUGCAUCUAAUGUAGGUACAACUGCAGCUGACUUGGUUCCAGUUGUAUCCAACACACCAAUUGCAUCACAAGUAGUUCCAACUACAACUUCUUCAUCAACAUUAUUGACGCUACCAACAACUUCCUCAUCAUCAUCAUCAUCUCCUGUAAGUCAACCAAGUUCACUGACUUCUUCAUCAAAUGAUCUUUAUGCCGCCAUUGCUUCAAGUCCAGAUGUCGAUUCAUCAUUUGCUUCCGAUAUGAUUGAUCUUCAUAAAAAAUAUAGAGCUAUACAUCAAGCAGGUCCAUUAAAAUGGGAUGUUAACUUAUAUGAAUAUGCAAAAAAUAAUGCAGACAAUUAUGAUUGUUCAGGAGUAUUGACACAUACUCAUGGGCCAUAUGGUGAAAAUCUAGCUGCUGGAUUUAAAGGAGCUCAAGACACUUUUAUGGUUGAAAAUGGGUUUAGAAAAAUAAUACCAUACUAUACCACCUAUCAAACUCAUGCCAAAGAACGUUGGGUUGGUAAAACUUUGACUCAAAUCUAUUCAAGUGAAUUUGGAGAAUCAGAAGAAAAUAUACUACAAGAUAUUCUGGAAAACAGACUAUAUGUUAUUAAUAAUGUUGGUCUAACCAAAUCUAGCUCAACUAUUAAAGGCUUGGAUUUGUUGAAAUUCAGAGAAACUCAUAUUAAAGAUGUUAUCCAUCAUUUGAAACAUAAUCAUGAACCUUUGAUUCCGUGGGUUGGACCUAUUCCAAUAAUUUUUGAAAAUGAUGAGAUAUUAGUUGUAGAUAAACCAAGUGGAGUCCCGACUCAUCCGUCUGGAAGUUAUUUGUACAAUAGUUUAUCAGAAACAAUAAAAAAAGAACUCAACAUGAAAACAAUCAAAACAUGUCACAGAUUGGAUAUAGGUACUAGUGGUAUCUUAAUACUUUGUAAGACUGCGGAAUCUGCUGUUAAAUAUCUGAACAUAUUAUUGGACAAAAGAGGUAGGGUAACAAAGACAUACUUAGCAAGAGUCAAAGGUAAAUUUUCAGAAGGAAUAAACAAAUACACAUGUCCCAUUUUCGUGGUUAAUAUGAAUGGAUAUUUAGCACCUGGAGAUAUUGCAAGAUUGCCUACCAAUUCUACUACAAUUUUCGAAAGAAUACGAUAUAACCAAAACUUGGAUGAGAGCAUUGUAAAAUGUAUACCCGUAACAGGUAAGUUUCAUCAAAUCAGGAUUCAUUUGAGGAAUUUGGGGUAUGGUAUAUCCAAUGACUAUUAUUAUAAUCCAGAAAAAGCUUUAGGAGACACGUAUAUUGAAAAAUCCGAUAUUGAAAGAGCAUUAUAUGAUUGUAUCUUUAAGAAAUUUCCCCAGUUUUCGAACUUUACUGAGUCAUCUGAUUUAAGCCCUAGCACAAUUAAUUUGCGUGAUAUACUCACCUGGAAGGUAAAUACAAAUCUUAUUGAUCGUUUACAAUCACUAAAACAAAACCAUUCAAAAGUUUUGUUGGAAAAACGACUGUCGAAAUGCCCUACUUGCCUUAGACCAAUAUUUCAUGAAGAUCUGAUUCGAGAUUCCAAAUUGUAUUUACAUGCAUUAAGUUUUGAAUGUGAUGAUGAUAAAUAUCAAACCGAUUUACCGGUUUGGGCAGAUAUAUAG
Molecule: messenger RNA, 2064 nt
Organism: Lodderomyces pseudojiufengensis
Lineage: Eukaryota; Fungi; Ascomycota; Pichiomycetes; Serinales; Debaryomycetaceae
Exons: 2
Coding region: 1-2064 (687 amino acids)
Biological process (GO): pseudouridine synthesis
Molecular function (GO): pseudouridine synthase activity; RNA binding
Source: RefSeq, a predicted model, not a curated record